AUGCGUUUAACAUUAGUUGAUACUGGUGAUCCAAUUGAAGAUUCAAACUUUGAAGAAGAAAUGGCUGAAGCACAAUUUUUAUGUUUUUAUACAUUUAUUGAAUGGAUGAAAGAAGUACUUGAUAUUAAUUCAGUUGAUAUCGAAGAAGAAGAUGAUGAUUCAAAAAAUUCAUCAGUUAUCUAUUGGAUUAAAGAUAAAUUACAUCUUUCGUCUAAUUUAGAUAAUAUUAAUGAAGAAUUUAGUAAACAUCAAAAAAUAAAUUAUCGAACAGAUACGAAAUACAAUUACUAUGAUCAUGUAUUUGAAUCAGAAAUAAAUCGUGAAAUACAAUUAACCGAAGAAAAUUAUAAAAAAAUGUUAUAUAAAGAUGUUCUUAAAUAUGAAUUUUUUGAAUUACAAACAGCACGCGAUAAUUUUAUCGAGAAUUAUGCUCCGAAAGUGAACAAAUGA
Rotaria sordida is the source of this 450-nucleotide messenger RNA. NCBI's taxonomy places the organism in Eukaryota, Metazoa, Rotifera, Eurotatoria, Philodinida, Philodinidae. The record is from the annotation of a GenBank genome assembly.